Molecule: messenger RNA, 1033 nt
Organism: Salpingoeca rosetta
Lineage: Eukaryota; Choanoflagellata; Craspedida; Salpingoecidae
Exons: 6
Coding region: 584-1000 (138 amino acids)
Source: RefSeq, a predicted model, not a curated record
CGCACACACAAAUGUGCGAGGGAAGAAGGCACAAGGCGGACAUGUGCGGGUUUUCCCAACCGAAUCCCCUUCCCCCUUUUCCCAACCAAUCGCCUCUGCUCUGUGUCAUCAUCAUCAUCAGCCUUUCCCAUGUGAUGUGGAGCUGUUGAGGCGUGAUCGAGACAACGGCCAACACAGACAUACACGCAGGCAGGCAUGCAAGCUUGUGCUGCUGGUGCUGCUGUGAUGAUGGCCGUGCGUGUGCCUGUGCACGGUUCACCGUGUUUGGGGCUGCACCGAUGAGGACAAGGAAGGACACGGCUGGUGCCCGCCACUCUUCCCCCUUCAUCUCCUCUUCUGCUCCAUCAGCGAUGACGAUGGUGGCCGUGGCGUGUGAUUGCGGUUCCCUUUUGUUCUGGCUUCGCUGUGGCACAUUGGCUGGCUGGCUGGCUGCAUCAAGCACAGCAGGCAACACACGGCGGCGGAUGCUGGAUUGGAUUGGUUGGGGUUGACUGGCCGUCGUGUCGUGUCGCCCAUAUCUCUCCCUUCCGUUGCUCAUCUCAACUGGGAACACACACGGCCAUGUGUGCGUGCGUGCGUGUACAUGUGUGCGCAGCGCCAUCAAUCACGCCGACAGCGACACGAUGCACGAGAUGUGCGUGCGCGUGUGUACAUAUGUCAGGCAGCUGCGUUGAUCGAGGACGAGAGUGAGGAACCCAUCCACAUGCAACACCCAUGCCCACAUCCACGCGUGCCAUGCCAUGGCGAGCUGUGCCACCUCAACCAAGCUCAGGCCAAGAAAAGGAAGGAGGACCCAAGACAAGGGGCUCCCAACAGAUGUGUGUGCGUGUGUGUUGAUGGACGGUGUUCUCCUUUUCCCCCUCCAUCGCCUCGCCGCUUUCUUCCAUGGCGAUCUGGCUGGGUGGCUGUUGCCCCCUCCCCUUGUUUGUUUUCUCUUCCAGCCCUUUGUGGCUGUUGGUUGUCUGUUGUGACUGUGAGAAGGAGGAGGGAGAAGGAGUAGGAGAGAGAAGAGAGAAGAGAGAGCGUGUGUGUG